CUAAUCAGCUCUCAUUUUUUUUUAGCAUUGUCUGUUUAGACAUGCUCACCACCCCCCCCAUCCUGUUCUACUUCAGCAUCAGAAGGAAAUGAAGCCACAAUGAGAACAAAAAGAGCUGUCACACCUUUUGUCCCCUGCCUCCUCCUUCCCUCUUCACAGUCUUACCCACAUAGAGCUACUCCACCCCAGUUGGACUGUAGCGUGACAUCCCUGCCUGCCUGAGGGAGGAUGAGAAGGGGAAACUACAGCUGCAGACAAGUGACACCCAGAAGCCAGGAGCUUCUGUAAGUACCAGGUCUGCACAAGACCCAAGUCAGCGCAAUGGCAAUGACGCUGGAGGAAUUCGUUCACUCCCUUGACCUCAGGACCCUUCCCAGGGUUCUAGAAGUCCAGUCGGGCAUCUAUUUUGAAGGUUCCAUUUAUGAAAUGUUUGGAAAUGAAUGCUGUUUAUCAACAGGAGAAGUAAUUAAAAUUAUUGGUCUCAAAAUUAAGAAGAUCAUAGCUGAAAUUUGUGAGCACAUUGAGGGUUGUGAACGUCCGCAACCAUUUGAGCUGCCUAUGAAUUUUCCAGGUCUUUUUAAGAUUGUGGCUGAUAAAACCCCAUACCUUACUAUGGAAGAAAUUACGAGGACCAUUCAUAUUGGAUCAAGUAGACUAGGGCAUCCUUCCUUCUAUCAUCAGAAGGAUGUAAAACUAGAAAAUCUCAUGAUAAAGCACGGUGAGCAAAUCAUGCUCAACUCAGUUGAAGAGAUCAAUGGAGAAAUAUUGGUGAACUGUGGAGUGGUAAGGAAUCAUCAAAAUCACUCAUUUACCUUGCCUUUGUCACAAGAAGGAGAAUUCUAUGAGUGUGAAGAUGAACAUAUUUAUACCCUAAAGGAGAUUGUCGAAUGGAAGAUACCCAAGAACCGAACACGAACUGUGAAACUUACAGGUUUUUCAAAUAAGUGGGAUUUAACAAAUCCAUUUCCUAAAGGCUUUUACGGUGCUCUGAUUCUCAAGCCUGUUUAUGAAAUUCAAGCUGUGAUGAAAUUCCGAAAGGACAUAGUCCGCAUCCUCCCCAGUUUAGAUGUUGAAGUCAAAGACAUUACUGACAGUUAUGAUGCCAACUGGUUUCUUCAGCUAUUAUCUACACAAGAGCUCUUUGAAAUGACCAGUAAAGAGUUUCCCAUAGUGGCUGAAGUCAUAGAGGCACCUCAAGGAAACCAGCUGCCCAGAAGCAUUUUACAGCCUGGGAAAACCAUUGUGAUCCACAAAAAGUAUCAGGCAUCGAGGAUCUUAGCUUCAGAAAUUCGAAGCAAUUUUCCUAAAAGGCACUUCUUGAUCCCCACUAGCUAUAAAGGCAAAUUCAAGCGGCGACCUCGGGAGUUCCCAACUGCCUAUGACCUUGAGAUAGCAAAGAGCGAAAAGGAGCCUCUCCAUGUGGUGGCCACCAAAGCCUUUCAUCCCCCUCAUGAUGAGCUGUCAUCUGUAUCUGUCGGGGACCAGUUUCUAGUGCAUCACUCACAGACGACUGAAGUCCUUUGUGAGGGAAUCAAAAAAGUGGUGAAUGUUCUGGCCUGUGAAAAAAUCCUCAAAAAAUCCUAUGAGGCAGCACUGCUCCCUUUAUACAUGGAAGGAGGUUUUGUAGAGCUGAUUCAUGACAAGAAACAGUACCAGAUUUCUGAGCUCUGUUCGCAGUUCCACUUGCCUUUCAAUGUGAAGGUAUCUGUGAGAGAUCUUUCCAUUGACGAAGACAUUUUGGCUGCUACACCAGGACUGCGGUUGGAGGAAGCCAUCACAGACUCUUACCUACUCAUAAGUGACUUUGCCAACCCCAAGGAGUGCUGGGAAAUUCCUGUCAGCCGCUUAAAUAUGACUGUUCAGUUAGUUAAUAGUUUUUCUAAGGACACAAAAUCAUUUCUAGUCAGGACUCUGGUUGAAGAGAUCACUGAAGAACAAUAUUACAUGAUGCGAAGAUAUGAAAGCUCUUUCUCCCACCCCCCACCUCGCCCUCCCAAACAUCCUGCAGUGGAGGAAACAAGGUUAACCCUGCUCACCUUGGCAGAAGACAGGGCCAUAGGUCUUCCUAAGUCUCCCAAGAGUCUCCAUGUAGACAAGAAACUGCACUCAAAUCAAGCUGGCCUGGAUUCAAAAGUACCAGUUGGUUGUCAAAAUGAUUCGGCCGAUCUGGAGAAAGAGAAAAGCAAGAGUGGGGCAACUGUCGUAGCAGCCACCAACGUAACCACAGAAAUCUCCAAAAGUAAAAAACAUCAAAAGUAAUGAGAUGCGACUGAAGCCACCUGGGCAGUGAACAUAAAUGUUGCAAUGGAAAAGUAAUUUUAGCCUUCAAGCCGAAAACAACUAUUCCCCAACAGACUUCAGAAGAAACUUGACUGGCCAUGGCAAAGGAAAAACACAACCUUAAAAGUUUUAACAGAUAAUACUUAAAGAGAAACCUAUGAUAUGGAAUUCACAUAAUCUAUUCUGUUGUGCCAAAAUCUGUAUAUAUGGUUUUAUUGUUACUUAGGACAUAUUUAUUUAAUGUGCACACACUUUCUGUGAUUCCUGUUUCCCCUGCCAACCAUGAGUCAAUUGAAAAUGAAUUUUAUAUUUCAGUUUCUAGGUGAACCAGUUGAAAAUAUGUUGAAAGCCCACCCAAUAUUUUCAGGGUUUCAGAAUUUGGUUUCUUUCUAGAAUUUUUCUAGAAUUAUCAUCAUUCCUGCUAAAAAUAACUUAAAAAAUAAUUAUAUCUGAGAGUGAUUUAAAAUACCCAAGUUUCGGGGCGCCUGGGUGGCUUGGUC
This is a messenger RNA of Herpailurus yagouaroundi (jaguarundi), 2780 nucleotides long. It is a transcript of the gene THEMIS, whose product is annotated as thymocyte selection associated. NCBI's taxonomy places the organism in Eukaryota, Metazoa, Chordata, Mammalia, Carnivora, Felidae. Gene Ontology annotation, biological process: T cell receptor signaling pathway. The record is from RefSeq and is a predicted model, not a curated record. Gene Ontology annotation, cellular component: cytoplasm; nucleus. Bases 322 to 2259 code for a protein of 645 amino acids. The transcript is spliced from 6 exons.